Molecule: messenger RNA, 426 nt
Organism: Fusarium sp. VM40
Lineage: Eukaryota; Fungi; Ascomycota; Sordariomycetes; Hypocreales; Nectriaceae
Source: the annotation of a GenBank genome assembly
AUGGACUUCACAAACAGUUCCAGCAACAACAGCCCAGCGGGGACUCCCUUGUCUACCGUUUUGCUUGUUGCGGUGGUGGAAAGUGCUCUGAAUAACACGCGUGUGGCGCCCUAUGUCCUCGAUCAAUUGCUUGCUCUGAGUGCUCCUUACCUAUCUACCACAGCGCAGGUAAGCCAGGAUCUUUGCCUCCGGUACGCCACCGAACUACAGACACGGGAAUUGGGCCAUUUCUUCAAAACCCGUGAGAAUUCCAGCGAGACAAACUUCAUACCCGCCUUCCUUUUCACCUCCUUUCUCAGGGUUCACGUCCUAUACAAUACUUUUGGAGACCAUCUGGAGAAUCUAGGCGAGCUCGCUAGCACGUUUGUAGAAUAUGCGCGAGUUCACCUGGGAAUCCGCACCGUGACGGCCGAUUACUGGCCCUAG